Molecule: messenger RNA, 749 nt
Organism: Galdieria sulphuraria
Lineage: Eukaryota; Rhodophyta; Bangiophyceae; Galdieriales; Galdieriaceae
Product: stromal cell derived factor 2
Exons: 2
Coding region: 29-691 (220 amino acids)
Source: RefSeq, a predicted model, not a curated record
CCAAAGAGAAACUGAUAGGGGAAUGAUGAUGGCUCGUAGGACACAGGAAGGCGCCAAAAGUAGUCUACUUUUUUUGUGUUUUAGCUUACUAUUCUUGGUUGUAUUAGGUGACUUGAAUGAUGAACAAGUAGAAGAUUGGAACUGGGUGACAUAUGGUUCAGUCAUCAAACUUUGUCAUCAGUCAACGGGCUAUCGGCUUCACUCCCAUGAAGUUGUGUAUGGUACUGGUAGUGGACAACAAUCUGUUACAGCAUAUCCUUUUGGUGGAGACAGUAACAGCUUUUGGUUAGCAAAGGGUGUUCACAACGAGACUUUAUUUUCUCAAGGCAACCCUAUUCUUUGUGGUUCUUUUAUUCGGCUAGAACAUUUGAAUACUAAAAAGAAUCUACAUAGUCACUUACCCAAGUCACCCAUUUCGGGAAACUUGGAAGUUAGUGCCUUUGGAGUUGAUGGUGAAGGGGAUAGUGGUGAUGUCUUUCAGUUGUUGUGUGCAGACAACAGAGCGAAAGAAUGGAAACGCGGUGAAGCUGUGUAUCUAAAGCAUGUGGAUACCAAAUCAUUUUUAUAUUCCAACGCCAAGUAUGCAUAUCCUGAUCCUAUUGAAGGUCAUUUAGAAGUUUCUGGAAACAAGAGGAAAAGUACAGAGUGUUUAUGGCAGGCGGAUGAUGGUUUCUUUUUUAUGAAACCCUAGUCUUAUAGAGCCCAAGGUAAGAAUACCACUUCAUAAAAAGAAAGGUUGGAAUGAUGAA